UCACCGCAGGAAGUACAAAUUUGUCUCCUGUUGUUGUCUUUUUAAUGGAGCGGUCUCGUUUCCGACGACAAAGGAACACAAGAAGUCGCAGUACAAUCGUACGUUUACAUGUAUCCGAUUUGAUGUGAUUUAGCUAUCCUGCUGCACUGAAACGCGCUUUCCAGUGCCGCAUGGAAGGAAAAGAGUUCUGGACCCGUCCGAAAGUAGAGCAGCUCUGUGAACUAUGGAAAACAAAGGCCUCGCUGUACAACCCAGAUCAUGAAUACCCUGACAGGUGGCAGAAAAGACGCGAUUCUGAAGAAAUUGCUCAACAUUUAGGCACAACUGUAAGAGAGCUCCUGAAAAAAAUGAAGAAUUUAAGAACUCAAUAUGGCAGAGAGAGACGAAAGACCUGCUUUUCCCUUGCCGACAACUGUGAUGUGUCUUCAUCCAAGUGGUACCUGCUGUCUAUGCUGAGAUUUCUGGAUCAGUCGGAUGCCUCCGCCUCUAGUGUAGAGGCUGUACAGGCAAAGACACCGCAGUGGGAAGAACAAGUUGCUGUGACUGCCCUUCACAAUCAAGAGCAGCAAUCUGGAGCAACCUUCAGUGGGACGACCGACUGUACAUUUCAUGAGAUCAUUGUGGAGGUAAUGGACGAUGUGCCGGACCCACCAAGGAGUGGUCAAACCGUGGCUGUUGCCAGAAAGCGGAUGAGGCCGGCCAACGAAGAUGUAUCGGACGUCGGAAGCGGCAAGGAGCGAGACGCCCUCGAUAUCUUCGGCAAAUUUGUAGCUUCGGAACUGAGGCUUAUGGAAAACGUACAGAUGCAGAGACAGGCGAGACUCCGUAUCCAGAAGGUUCUGUUGGAUGUGCAGUUGGGAUCGGCGGUUCCUACCCCCCUCCAUCACGAGUACAGCCUGAUAAACACGCCAAGCAGCAAUUAAACGGGAGUAAAACCUGGACCGUGCCUAAACCUGGAACAUUGGCUGCUGUAAAAACAUCCGCUCCGGCCUCUGGGUUUUACUUUGUGCAGUUAUCUGGCUUACCCAGUAAUCCUGCUUUGUGGAACAGGGCUCUGGCCAAACUACUCAUAUUUUAAUCAGCCUGAAUCCGUGCCCCUCUACCUCUACUGAAAGACUGAGGCAGCACUUUGGCUCAUGAAGGCUGGCAUCCGAUGCCGCUAAAAAGGGCCCCAGCAGUGGGUGGAUAUAGGUUUUCUGAAAUUAGUUCAUACAAGAUCAGAAUUUUCUGCUAUUUCAAGUCUGAGACAAUGUUAGUGGUAGUUGAAUUUUGUCUAAAAAUUACUUUAUACAGUGUUGAUAUUAUUAUUGCCUCCAAUUCCCAUAAAUCUGAAAAGUGCUUGUUAACAGUUUAUUAUGCACCACAGGGUAUUGACUUGUCAUUCAUUCUAUGAAUCCAGUCUUACUUUAUUUGGUCAUGUAUUAGUAACCAAGAUAAAUUACAGCUUUUUUUGAAAUGUUAACCCACACAUUUCUGCAAGUCUGUGUAGAUUUGUAUGAACAGCAAAAAGAAAACACGCAUCUGAAAAUACACUGAGCAUCUCAUAGGAUUAAAUGUGUGCUUCCCCUCAUAUUAGCAGGAACACACUGUUGUUUAAUUACUCAGAUUGACCGGUGUGUUCAGGUAGAACAGAGAUCUGGAUUCUGAAACACUAAUGCACACGUACCUGCAGAACCACCUUACGAUUUUUCUGGUGCACAGCGGAAUUCAUGGUCAUAGAUCGGCCUGCUGGAUGUUCUGGGAUCUUUUGCAACUUCCUGGAUGAUUUGUCUCUACAUCCUUGGAGAAAUUUUGGCAGGCUGGCCAUUCCUGGGAAGAUUCAUCACUGAUCCAAAUGUUCUUCAUUUUGAGAGAGUGGCUCUCUGGUUUGGUGAGGUCCAAGAGCCUGAGAAAAGGCUUUGGAAUGGCCUCAUCACAGCCUUUAUUUGAACCCAAUAGAGAUGCUGUUACAUCUGAAGCAAGAAGUUCAUGCUUGAAAACAUACCAAUUUGUCUGAAUUAAUGCAGUUCUGCAGAGAAGAGUUGACAAAGUCCUCAAAAGCAAUAUUAAAGACUUCAGAAAUUA
Messenger RNA from Conger conger (European conger), 2064 nucleotides. RefSeq lists its product as uncharacterized. The record is from RefSeq and is a predicted model, not a curated record. The transcript has 4 exons. NCBI's taxonomy places the organism in Eukaryota, Metazoa, Chordata, Actinopteri, Anguilliformes, Congridae. Bases 171 to 923 code for a protein of 250 amino acids.